UGCAUUGAUGGCUGUGAUGUGAAUCCGAUGUCUUAUUCUAGCAGCUACGAAAUCGGCGGUCCCGCUGGACGCCUGGAAGAAAAUUCCUGAUAUAGAGUAGUUGUAUCAUCCAGAAGAUACAUCGUCAACCACCGCUGAUGCCUUGGGUCGCCGGACAGACCUCGCUGCGGGCGCAACAAACAGCCGAGCGGUGAGUAGGCCUAGCUGUGGCCGCCCGCUCGGCAGCGUCACGAUGCAGGCGGCAGCCUCCAGCGAGGCGAGCAGCGAUACCGACGAAAUCGCGAGGCUCUUUCCUAAAUGUCGCAGCCGACCUGACGACGACGACAGCCUUAAUAACAACAACAGCAGCAGUAACGGCGGCCCGGCCCCCAUGGAGGAUAGCUCCGUGGUGAGUGCUUACGAGGCCGCAUCGCGCAUCGAGAUCGCUGGCGGCCGAGAGAUUUUCAGCAAGUCUCGGUCGCGUUGCAAGCGGCCUCCACGUCGAGACCUACUCGACUGGGACGGCAGUGAGCCCUUGGUAUAUGAAGCAGCCACCGAAUGCGAGGCCGCUUCCUCGGAAGUAGUGUACGAUGACAUCGAUGCUGCGGCUACGCCCGCGGCGGCUCGGCUCCUCGGCAGUUUGCCCAUAGCCCAGUAUGAAGGCUCGCCCCGGCGCUACGGGCCGAGGCCGGGGUUCCCACAGCGGGUACCCGAAUGUAAGGACUUCUCCGAUCUGGAGUACCGGCUGUACGAGCGUGUAUCCGGCAGCGCGUACGUCGGGCAGCGGUUAGCGGGCGGCACACCCAGUCCGAGCCUCGAUGACGGUGGCGGAAGCGUAGCUGGGACAGAAACCGGCGAGCCCAUGGACUUGGCAGGAAGGCAGCUAUCCGCGCUUUCUGCAGAUACCACAGACUGCGAAUCUGCUGCGAGCGAAGCCCUCUCUUUAGCGGGAUCCCUUAUGGGAGAUUCCGGGGCUCUACCUGCUAUGCCUGUCCUCGAAGAUGGUCUCUCGAGCGGUCGCUGUUCGGACGCAGAAGACGGCUCUCCAGCAGUUGUAGCACAUGCUAUACGCGAGAUCAAGCAAGCGAUCCAACACAGCAAGAGACUGACACUGAAGAACCCACCCGCUGGAGGAGACGCUGGUCGUCGAGAUCCUGUGUGGGUGCCACGGGACGAGGAAGAGAGCGCACUGCCGCCACCACCGCCGUCGGGAAUUAACGACGAGGAUUGCGACACAGAUCAAGAAACCGACCGUCUGCUUGGAGCCCAGCGUGCAGACGACAGAGGCUUCUUUGAUGAGAAGCAACAAGGAUCGGGUGCGCCUGCGGGGACGGCGGGGAGUCGCAAAAAGAACAACACUACCUCCAAGGAAGCUCUUGUGCACGAACCGGCAGUGCUGAUAGAAGGGGUGCUGUUUCGGGCUCGGUACCUGGGCUCGACCCAGCUGGUGUGCGAGGGCCAGCCUACGAAAGCCACACGCAUGAUUCAGGCGGAAGAAGCUGUCUCCCGCAUCAAGGCCCCUGAGGGGGAGGUGCAGCCAAGCACGGAGGUGGACCUGUUCAUCUCGACAGAAAAGAUCAUGGUGCUCAACACGGACCUGAAGGAGAUCAUGAUGGACCAUGCGCUGCGCAGCAUCUCGUACAUUGCGGACAUCGGGGACCUUGUGGUGCUGAUGGCUCGCCGCAGGAACAUGGAGGAAGAUGGGGGCAAGCUGCGGCGCACGCCCAAGAUGAUCUGCCACGUGUUUGAGUCGGACGAGGCCCAGUUCAUAGCGCAGUCGAUUGGGCAGGCCUUCCAGGUGGCCUACCUGGAGUUCCUCAAAGCCAAUGGCAUCGAGGACUCGUCCUUUGUGCGCGAGAUGGACUACCAGGAGGUGCUCAACUCGCAGGAGAUCUUUGGGGACGAGCUGGAAAUGUUUGCCAAGAAGGAACGUCAGAAGGAGGUGGUCGUUCCCAAGCAGAAAGGCGAGAUCUUGGGACUGGUGAUCGUGGAAAGCGGCUGGGGAUCCAUGCUCCCCACUGUCGUGGUUGCCAACCUGGCCGGCGCCGGUCCAGCCGCACGCUGCUCCCAGCUCAACAUUGGUGACCAGAUCAUCGCCAUCAACGGAGUCAGCCUAGUGGGACUACCGCUCGCGACGUGCCAGGCAUAUGUCAAGAACACCAAACACCAGAGCGUGGUGAAGCUCACCGUGGUGCCCUGUGCCCCCGUGGUGGAGGUGAAGAUCAAACGGCCCGACACCAAGUACCAGUUGGGCUUCAGCGUGCAGAACGGAGUGAUAUGUAGUCUUCUGCGUGGAGGCAUUGCGGAGCGCGGAGGAGUGCGGGUUGGGCACCGUAUCAUAGAGAUUAACGGACAAAGUGUGGUGGCUGUGCCGCACGAAAAGAUUGUUGGGCUUCUGGCUACUUCUGUCGGAGAGAUCCACAUGAAGACGAUGCCCACAUCAAUGUUCCGGUUGUUGACGGGGCAGGAGACGCCUCUCUACAUCUGAUCGCUCACUCUAACCAUCGCCGACCAGUCCGGAAAUCUCGUCGUCAUCUCCGCCGCAGGCCUUCCAGAACUGCACGGCCACCUGCAAAGGGACCCGGCCACAAAAGCCGGUGUUUUUUGCGCCCUCUAUGCAAAGGUGUGCAAAGGAGGAUCUGCUAUUCCAACAAAAUAAAGCGAGUCCUUAGGCGGGGGCGCUUCCUUUCACCCUCAGAAGGUGCACUUCGGAGCUGUCGGCUUCGCGCCUAACGCUGCAUGCGGCUUACUUUUAAAGCAAGGGGCACCGUGCAAGGCUGACCUGGACCAUCUCAGAAGGGACCCAUCGUAGAAAGUAAUAUAGAAAUGUUUAUGCUGUACUCGCGGACUACUAGUCUGCGAGUACAGUGUGACUACCUCACGUCAAGAUGUAUAUAUUGUAUGCUACUUUGAUUUUUGUUGUAAAUAGAAUCUUUGUUUUGUUA
This is a messenger RNA of Ornithodoros turicata, 2924 nucleotides long. RefSeq names its product protein lin-10-like. Gene Ontology annotation, molecular function: protein binding. Gene Ontology annotation, cellular component: dendritic spine; plasma membrane; cytoplasm. Gene Ontology annotation, biological process: chemical synaptic transmission. Lineage: Eukaryota; Metazoa; Arthropoda; Arachnida; Ixodida; Argasidae. The coding region runs from base 233 to 2467 and encodes 744 amino acids. The record is from RefSeq and is a predicted model, not a curated record. The transcript is spliced from 6 exons.